AGUUAUGCCUCGACGAGCUUCAUGAACAACAUUCCCCGCCGGCCAGAUACGAUACCCCAUAUAUAUAUAUAUAUAAGACCAAGCAGCUACGGAAAUUAACUGCUACUCGCAUGGCUGUCUAGGUGACUUAAGCUUCGAUGCUGCCAUUUUAGAUCGUCGCCUCCGUUCAUUUGCCCUCCCUCUGCGAACAGUGAAACGCGUGCUCGACUCAACCUCCACGCUCUCAGGACCGGACUUCAAGAAUGGUCGCAUCAGACGAUUCUGACUCUGACUAUGAAUAUGAAUAUGAUUAUAACGCGAAAGAGACUUUCUACUUAAACCUCGACCUGACGACAUGCAAUGGCCCCAUUCGAGCCCCGCGGAAGCGCACUACAUCUACUCCCACCGAACCCACCACAUCAUUAGACUCCCCUCAUGCCGCAGCCCAAAAUGGCGGUGACGAUCAGCAGCAAGACAACGGCCCUGCCGACUCUGAUCCAGACAUCCAAGACCACGACCAACACCAACACCAAGACCAGGUUCAAAUCAUGGAUCUACAUUCCAAGAACCCAAUCAUCUCUUACCGGAACCAGAUCUUCUCCUGUUCAUGGGUCGACCUGGUCGGGACGGAGAUGACCUUCUCAAUGCCCGAGGAACGUUCCACGCUUCCCCGCCUCCGACAACAUCCAGACUACGACCUCAUCUCCGCCAAUCGCGUUAAGAUCCUAGGCCAAAAAGCGAACUUAAUCCCCAGCUCCUCUGAGAUACCGAAGACCAGUGAUAUUGAUACCCCCACGCCUGGGAAGAUGGCAACUGCCGGAACAACACGAACAACAACAGCAGCCCCGCGCGCCCCAUCCACAAACCAAGCCCUCUUCCUCGAACGCCUCAUGAACGCCAAAUGCGCCAAAGGCGAGUCAGACGUUGUGCGCACCACAUUCUCCCAAAAGCGGAACCAGAACUUCGAGGCCAAGCUGCGCGGCUGGGCGCGCACGGGCGAGCAGAUUGCGGAGCUGGAGCUGCUUAAUCGACGCGUGUUGCAAGGUGAUGUGAACGCGUUGAGGGAGCUGGAGGAUAUUUAUGCGCGUGCGGAGGGCCCAGUGGGAGCGGUGCCGACGCAGGAGCAGGAGCAGGAGCAGGAGCAGAUGCGGGAGUCAGAUAUCUCGACGACAAGGCCGUCGGGGCCCCGUGGGGAUGGAGGUUGAUGUUGAUGCGCCGCAGCAACCAGAAGACAGGCAAUCUCCUUCAAAUGCCGGCGGUGGAUCGGGCGGAUGAGCGAUCCGAUGUCCAAUGACGGAGUUCGCGGAAGGAGAUUCUCCGUACUCUGUACAUUGCACGAAAAGAGACGAUGGAAUAGGCGAGUAUCCUCCGUCGACUGGCCGGGGAGCUUGGCUAUUGUGAAACGUUGCUGAAAUGCACCGCCACCCUGCCACUGGGCUGGGUGCCCCUGUCGCGACUGUUCACGUUGUAGCGCCAGGCCGGGUGAUCCAUGCUAUGGACCAAACGUACUCGCAAAAUGUAAUAAUACCUCCGUCUACGGAAAUUUAACUGUUCAUCCCAUGGCAAUCUGACAGUGCAUGUGCAGACAAGUACCCGACAUGCGUGCGGAAGGUGAUUUACAAGGCCAGGCCUGUCCAUCCGCUGUUGCCUAUCGUGCCGAUGCCAAGGAUUUAGGGCAACAAAGGGCAUGACAUAGGGAGAAAAAAAACCAGGCUCGAACUACCAGAUAACUAAACUAGUCCACAACGACAUUGUCGAAAAAGGAGAAAAGAAAAUACACUUUGAGGGACUGUUUUCGCGCCUAUUUAAGUAGGAGAGGGUUUUGGAUUAAAUGGUGGUAACUAUAUAAUGUAUGAAGUUAACAGGACAUGCUAUCCCUUGAGGAGAAAGGUAGAUAUAUGGCAGAAUGCGGGUAGUAGAGUGCGUGAGAGUGAUAAGCACACCCCUGACCCUUGCCAACACCCACACCAUAGUAGAAUAGAAGAGCUGCACUGUAGGAAAAGAAAAUGGGGGAAAAAGAGAGAAAAACCUAGGGAUAAAAAAAAUAAUAAAAGUAAAAAAAUUCAGGGGAAAAGAGAGAGAGAGAAAAUUAUCAAAUCUUCAAAAGCAAAUACGCCCAGUGAUAUCCUCCCGAGUCCUGUCUAUAUAUAUAUUUUACCUGUCUAUACGUUGCAUGUGAACGAAUCCCGCAAAGAGAAAAAAAAAAAAAAA
Messenger RNA from Blastomyces gilchristii SLH14081, 2190 nucleotides. RefSeq lists its product as uncharacterized. The record is from RefSeq and is a predicted model, not a curated record. Bases 243 to 1184 code for a protein of 313 amino acids. The transcript is spliced from 2 exons. NCBI's taxonomy places the organism in Eukaryota, Fungi, Ascomycota, Eurotiomycetes, Onygenales, Ajellomycetaceae.